CGGCGCGCACCCUCGCUCCUUCUCCGGCCGCUCUUGCAGCGAGAUCAGCCGCGUCGUCCGCGAGGAGCGCCCGGAAGCGGGACCGUCAGGUCCCGGGAACGGAUACCUGGCUGGAGAGCCGAUCGCCAGGUAACCCGGCAGCGGAGCCCGCCCUGCCCCAGCCAUGGAGGUGAUCUCGACGCGCAGGUACGAGGCUCGCCCCCCUGGCGCCCUGGGCGAGCCGCCCUCCGCUGCCUCCGCCCGGGCCGAGGCCUCGGUCGCCACCGUCAAGGAAGAGGAAUGGGAGACCCGGAAGAAGAAGGAGAUCACGAGGACGCGCCAGAUCGAGACCAGGGUCAAGCGGCAGGUCGUUCUCGAGGACGGAGAGGUGGUCGUCGACUCCGGUCCCCUCGUCACCACCAACACCACCGAGGACGUCGAGCAGCAGGAGCACACCACGCAGGAGCGCCGCACCACCGCCGACGAGCCGAGGACCCUCGAGUGGCCGGUCGCCGACCUGGUGCACCGGGAGCUGAACCGGGAGACCGUCGUCCGUAGCCACGAGGAGACCGAGGAACGCCUCGAGACGGAGGAUCGCCGGCAGCUCGGCGACAUCACCGACGAGGCCUACCAGCGGGCGAUCCGCGCGAACCGCACCGACCUCAGGGCGGCCCUCCAGGAGUCCUCCAAGGAGCUCGCCCCCCAGACCGGGCCCAGGGUCCUGCGCCACACCACCAAGUCCAACAAGGUCGUCGACACCGAGGACACCUUGGAAAAGAAGGAGCUCAAGGCGGACGGCCUCGUCGUCACCGAGACCAACAAGACCGUCGAGCACGAGGAGAUCAGGGACGACGAGCUUCCGGACGACGGCCGACCCGACGAGGACGUCGAAAAGGAGACCAGGAAGGAGGGCUCCCAGAGGUUCGUCAAGACGAGGGACGAGGACGUCGUGGACUACGUCUCCGGGGGCGAGAAGAUCGCCAGAGAGACGCGCUUCGUCUCGGAGACGACGGAGGGCGAGCGGGCGGGCAACUGGCCGCCGACGACGACCAUGAAGACUACUCGCCUGCACAAACACGGAUUUCCCGCGGACGCAGCGGCGGCCUCGAGGAAAGACGCGCUCACCAAGAAGCCCCUGGACCUCGAGGAGGAGGACGAGGCCAGGAAGUUCGAGACCUCCAAGUGGCUGGAGUGCCACUUUGGGAGCGACUCUCGAUCCUCCCACGACUCCGAGGCCGAGGAACCUCCCGUGCAGACCGGGACCAACACCAGCUUCAUCAACGUCACGAUGAAGUCCUGCACCCCGAGGGACAGGGAAUAUCGAGGGGUCGCACACUUUCAGCGUCCUCAGCCCAGAGGAAGUCGAGAUUCGGCCUCGCCCUCCGGGUACUACCACGGCAUCAGCGAGUGGUCCGAGAGGUACCAAGGAGUCGAAAAGAGGAACGACCAGGCCAGGUCCGCGUCCCCGACGUUCUACGUGUCGGAAGGUCCAAAGAGCAACGGGUACCUCCAGGAGAACUCGAGGACGCAGGAGUCGAGCUACUCGCGCGGCUUCGAGUCCUCUCGUCGCUCCCAGGAGCGAAAACCGUCCCCCCAGGAGGCUCCCUCCCCGCCCCUCCGCAGGAGACCCAGGGAACAGGUGCGCCCCGGGGAGGGAAAAAUUUGUUCUCGUCCUGGAUACCACUUGUUCGACUCGCAGGUGACGGAGAGGCAGGAGAAGGGCGCGUACGAGUCCUCGGGGCGAACCGCCAGUCCGGUCCACGUGGUGCAGAGGACCUGGGAGAGCCGCACUCGAGACGCGCGGAACGAGGCCGUGCAAAGGGAGCCGCAUGGAUACAGUCCUCGGAAGUCACCUCCGAGGUCGAGGUCGGCCUCUCCCCUUCCUCCGGUUUCAGGGCGCAGAGAGAAGGUUUCCGAGGACUCCGGGGCACCUCGCGCCUCGAAGAGCUCCGGCCAGUCCAAGUACAAGAUCGGCGAGUCCUUCCGGAAGCUGGUGGGCAAGCUGCGCUCGGCGAGCUCGGAGAGGAGAAACAAAAAGGCGUCCGACGGCGAGUCCUCCGCUCGAGUAGCCCGGACCGACCGGGAGGACGGGCCGACCUACUUGCAGUACAACGUUGUAGACGGGAACAUUCCGCUUGGGGAGGAGAGGCCGCCGCGUUCCCCGACCGCCAGAGUCUCCGCGUCCUCCAAGACAGUGGAGCGCGUCUCCCAGGAGCAGUGGACGAGGACCGAGGGAGCCGCGCCCCCCGUGCACAGAUACUACCUCGGGGAGGACCCCUUCGGAGGAAGCAUCUACGGCAGGGAGAAGGGCUACGGAGGGAUGGCCAAGCCCUCCGGGAAACGCACCUCUGGGAGAUCCCCCGCGGAACCGGGGACGAGGGUCGAAUCGAGUUCCCUGGGCCGCUUCAGCAAGUCCACCGGCAGGCUGACCGCUGAGCACGAGCGGGACGAGUUCAGGACGACGCGGACCCUCCCCAGGAAGCUGCACUCCGCGGUGCAUCCGGGGUCCAGUCGGCGCUCGCCGAACGCCACCUCUACCGGCGUCGGGAAGAGCGUCCCGUCCGUCCCGGCUGGGUCCUCGGUCCCCUCGGGUCAAUUUGGAAGCAUGAUCAACAUCAGCAUCAAGAACACCGUCACCUCGCCCGUGGCUUCCAAGCCGGGGACGAGUGCGCGCUGUCCCGAGAAACCCGAGCGCGCCUACAAGUCCUCCAUCGCUCGCAGUAAAAGCUUCAACGUCGAGGCGAGCAGGAGCGGUCCCGAGGAGGCCCCGAGGAAGUCCACCUCGCAGCUGAAUCGACUGGACGAGACGCCGCCCCUCAAGAGCCCCGGCAUCCUCGCCAGCAUCAGCAGGAGCAACAGGGACCUCUUCAAGGCCUCCAAGUACGAGUACUGAUCGGGUACCGAUCGAGUCGCUCUCUUAUUUAUAAUUACCGUAACGACCGUAACGAACCGUAACGUUAACGCCCCUUUGACGUACUCUAGCUUCACGUGUGUCGGGGGUCCCUCUUCCGGGUGGGCCCGACCUGUAAUCCUUGUAACUAAAACCCACUGACAACCGUUUACGUCCUCGAGCGUACUUAACGUUAAAUCGAGAGGAGACCUCGAGCAGUUCGGCGGGAAGGAACUGGCCGGAUUGCGAGAAUAAAUUACAGUUUAUACGAUGCAUCAUAA
Molecule: messenger RNA, 3150 nt
Organism: Orussus abietinus
Lineage: Eukaryota; Metazoa; Arthropoda; Insecta; Hymenoptera; Orussidae
Gene: chas
Product: serine/arginine repetitive matrix protein 1
Exons: 10
Coding region: 164-2872 (902 amino acids)
Source: RefSeq, a predicted model, not a curated record